This is a messenger RNA of Pan troglodytes (chimpanzee), 3248 nucleotides long. It is a transcript of the gene LGALS12, whose product is annotated as galectin 12. Gene Ontology annotation, molecular function: lactose binding. NCBI's taxonomy places the organism in Eukaryota, Metazoa, Chordata, Mammalia, Primates, Hominidae. The record is from RefSeq and is a predicted model, not a curated record. Gene Ontology annotation, biological process: intrinsic apoptotic signaling pathway. The transcript has 10 exons. Gene Ontology annotation, cellular component: cytoplasm. The coding region runs from base 328 to 1338 and encodes 336 amino acids.
GGGCUCGAGUUGGAAACCACAAACCCUCGUUGGCCCCACAGGAGCCAGCCUCUGGCUUCCCUCUGCAAUGGCCAUGUGCUGCAGACCCGGAGUGGGUAGUUAGUUGGUUAAUGCCAGUCUUCCUCCCCUGGACACUGAAUUCUGCUGACAGCCCCCGCCUAGCCAGAGCUCUGCUGUAUACCGCCGGGAGUGGGGCUGGUGUGGAGCCUGGAGGUCGCCCGCUGCCCUCCUAGGGCUGCUCCAGACAGCAUUAAGACCCUGCAGGUCGCAGGUGAGACUAACAGCUGGGAGAGCUGCUCCAGGCAUUUAGGACCCUGACUGGGGCAAAUGAGUCAGCCCAGUGGGGGCAGGGCUCCUGGAACGAGGAUCUACAGUUGGAGUUGCCCCACUGUCAUGUCACCUGGAGAAAAACUGGACCCAAUUCCUGACAGCUUCAUUCUGCAACCACCAGUCUUCCACCCGGUGGUUCCUUAUGUCACGACGAUUUUUGGAGGCCUGCGUGCAGGCAAGAUGGUCGUGCUGCAAGGAGUGGUCCCUCUAGAUGCACACAGGUUUCAGGUGGACUUCCAGUGUGGAUGCAGCCUGUGUCCCCGGCCAGAUAUCGCCUUCCACUUCAACCCUCGCUUCCAUACCACCAAGCCCCAUGUCAUCUGCAACACCCUGCAUGGUGGACGCUGGCAAAGGGAGGCCCGGUGGCCCCACCUGCCCCUGCGAAGAGGCUCCAGCUUCCUCAUCCUCUUUCUCUUCGGGAAUGAGGAAGUGAAGGUGAGUGUGAAUGGACAGCACUUUCUCCACUUCCGCUACCGGCUCCCACUGUCUCAUGUGGACACGCUGGGUAUAUUUGGUGACAUCCUGGUAGAGGCUGUUGGAUUCCUGAACAUCAAUCCAUUUGUGGAGGGCAGCAGAGAGUACCCAGCUGGACAUCCUUUCCUGCUGAUGAGCCCCAGGCUGGAGGUGCCCUGCUCACAUGCUCUUCCCCAGGGUCUCUCGCCUGGGCAGGUCAUCAUAGUACGGGGACUGGUCUUGCAAGAGCCGAAGCAUUUUACUGUGAGCCUGAGGGACCAGGCUGCCCAUGCUCCUGUGACCCUCAGGGCCUCCUUCGCAGACAGAACUCUGGCCUGGAUCUCCCGCUGGGGGCAGAAGAAACUGAUCUCAGCCCCCUUCCUCUUUUACCCCCAGAGAUUCUUUGAGGUGCUGCUCCUGUUCCAGGAGGGAGGGCUGAAGCUGGCACUCAAUGGGCAGGGGCUGGGGGCCACCAGCAUGAACCAGCAGGCCCUGGAGCAGCUGCGGGAGCUCCGGAUCAGUGGAAGUGUCCAGCUCUACUGUGUCCACUCCUGAGGAUGGUUCCAGGGAAAUACCGCCAGAAAACAAGAAGUAGAACAGGGUUUCACCAUGUUAGCCAGGAUGGUCUUGAUCUCCUGACCUCGUGAUCCGCCCACCUCGGCCUCCCAAAGUGCUGGAUUACAGGCGUGAGACACCAUGCCCAGCCGGACUUGUAUGUUAAUUGCAGCACUAUUCACAAUAGCAAAGACAUGGAAUCAACCUAGGUGCCUGUCAACAGAGGAUUGGAUGAAGAAAAUGUGGUGCAUAUACACCAUGGAAUACUACACAGUCAUAAAAAAGAAUGAAACUAUGUCGUUUGCAGCAACAUAGAUGCAGCUGGAGGCCAUUAUCCUUAGUGAAUUAACAGAAGAACAGAAAACCAAAUACCAUAUAUUCUCACUUAUAAGUAGGAGCUAAACAUUGGGUGGUCACGGACAAAGAGAUGGCAAUAGACUCUGGGGACUACUAGACUGGAGGGAGAAAAGAAGGAAGGAAUGGGAGAAAGGUUUGAAAAACCAUUGGGUAUUAUGCUCACUACCUGAGUGAUGGGAUAAUUCACACCCCAGACCUCAGCUUUACACAAUAUACAAACCUGCACAGGUACUCUCUGAAUCUAAAAUAAAAGUUGAAAUUAUUUUUUAAAAGAAGAUAAACCUCAAUUUCCACAAAUGUUUUAUAGGAUAUUUUUAUUAAAAUGUAUUCUGUGUAUAGAUUUUUAGGGGCACAGAGGAGCUUGCAUCUCUACAUUGCUUCUUCCCAAUCAUGUAUACAGUAUAUCCCUCAAAUUAUUUUGGUCAUCCUUUAUUUCCUUCUGUCACUGGGAAACCAAGUUCUUUCCUUACUUUGUACUGAUAGCCAAGAAAGAAUAUCCAAUUGGAAAAAAAGGCAAGCAGAUUUUAUUGCUGGUCAGGAACGGAGGAGUGAGCUCUUUUUCUAAAGAACCCCUUCCGAAGGUGAUGGAAUCCAGGGAACUUUAAGGAAUUAGAUGUGGGGCGGGGAGGUAUGUAUGUAAGCAUGUACAGGGAGGAACUCCAGAUGUGCAGUUACAGAUCAUAAACAUGCUUCUUCAUAUGAGGUAUGUUCAGAAAAUGGCAGCAAUUUUCUUCUAGGGGUGGGGAUUUCAUAUGGUUUGGCUGUGUCCCCACCCAAAUCUCAUCUUGAAUUCCCAUGUGUCGUGGGAGGGACCCAGUGGGAGGUAAUUGAAUCAUGGGGGCAAGCCUUUCCCGGGCUGUUCUUGUGAUAAUGAAUAAGUCUCCUGAGAUCUGAUGGUUUUAAAAAGAGGAGUCCCUCCCCUUUUUUAAAAAAAGUUUUUAAACUUCUAUUUGCAUAUUUUUGAAAAUUUUGCAUUCCAAUACUUAAAAUCAUUUGAACAAAAAAAAAAUGGCACUCUGAUUAAACUGUAUUACAGGCUGCAUGACACCUUGGGCCAGCUUGGUUUUACUCUAGAUUUCAUUGUUGUCCCACCCCACUUUUUCCACCCCACUUCUUCCUUCACCAACAUGCACGUUCUUUCCUUUUCUGCCAGCCAGAAAGUCAGAUGGGAGUGGCAGGCUUGGCCUUCAUUGUCAGUAGUUCUUUGGUGUGAAAGGGGCAGCAGAGUCAUUUAAACUUGAUCCAACCUCUAUGCAUCUGACAAAGUUAAACAGCUAAAAUAAGUAAAAUAAGAAAGCAAUGCUUGUGGAAUGUACAGUGCAUAUUGGCAGCACAUGCCUCAUUACGAUUCACCAGCUUGCUUCUCCUGUUCAAUCAUUUCUUUGGAAGGCAGUGGAUUUUUCUCUUGCGCUUCUGUCUUCUUCAAUUUCGACUUAUCUCUUUGCCUCUGCCAUCCAUGUAAGAUGUGACUUGUUCCUCUUUGCCUUCCACCAUGAUUGUGAGGCUUCCCCAGCCAUGUGGAACUAUUAGUCCAAUUAAACCUCUUUAUUUUG